This is a messenger RNA of Eriocheir sinensis (Chinese mitten crab), 489 nucleotides long. RefSeq lists its product as uncharacterized. NCBI's taxonomy places the organism in Eukaryota, Metazoa, Arthropoda, Malacostraca, Decapoda, Varunidae. The transcript is spliced from 4 exons. The coding region runs from base 64 to 489 and encodes 141 amino acids. The record is from RefSeq and is a predicted model, not a curated record.
AGUUCUUUACUGACGUCCGUGUCUCAAGACGGUGGUGGCGGAGGUUUGGAGAGAGGCCGCGUCAUGUACCUGCUGGAGCCUCGCUAUCGAUCUCAAUUCAUUGCUCCUUGGGACGAGGCGGGGCAGAUUGCAGCCUACAUGAACAUGGCCGGUGAUCUUGGGCUGUAUACAGGACAGCAGGAGUGGCUGGUGUUACUGCCACAAAAUGCCACCCUUCAAAAAAUUAAGAGCGCUCUCGCCAACGUAAAACUCUUCGUCGACAGUGAGGUCAUGUUGUGUCAAGAGUCUCCAAACGGCCGCUAUGAGAUCCUUCAAGUGUGGAACGUGGGUAAGGAGGCAGGCGACCACACUCUCCAGGAAGAGCUGUGGGCCACCUGGAGUCCCGCCGCAGGACUGACUCAGCUUGUCCGUGGCAGCAAGUACGACAGACGUAAAGACCUCCGCGGCUUUCACCUCAAAGUGGCCUCCAUAGAGACCUACCUGACCUGA